Zootermopsis nevadensis is the source of this 1996-nucleotide messenger RNA. RefSeq names its product phosphoglucomutase 3-like protein nst (gene nst). Gene Ontology annotation, molecular function: phosphoacetylglucosamine mutase activity; magnesium ion binding. Lineage: Eukaryota; Metazoa; Arthropoda; Insecta; Blattodea; Termopsidae. The record is from RefSeq and is a predicted model, not a curated record. Gene Ontology annotation, biological process: UDP-N-acetylglucosamine biosynthetic process; carbohydrate metabolic process.
GCAGCACACGUGGACAGUUCAUUGAAUGGUAAUCGUAAAGUGGAUGUCAGCUGCGCUAAUAUGGCAGAUGUGGUAUCUAAUGUUAAAAAAGUUGGGUUAGAAAAGUAUCCUCGUCAGGGACCUAGAAAUAUUCAAUAUGGAACAGCAGGCUUUAGGACAAGGUGGGCUGAAGACCUUGACUAUGUUCUGUAUCGUGUUGGUUUGUUGGCUGUUCUUAGAUCAAAAUCCAAAGGUGGUGCAGCUAUUGGGCUUAUGAUAACAGCAUCUCAUAAUCCAGAACCAGACAAUGGUGUGAAGUUAAUUGACCCUUUUGGUGAGAUGUUGCAACAAAGAUGGGAGAAGUUUGCUACAAGACUUGCAAAUGCCAGUGACACUGAAUUGGACUCUGCACUUCUUGAAAUAGUUGAGGCAGAAUCAAUCAGUUGGGAAACUCAAGCACUUGUGUGUGUUGGGCAGGAUACAAGACCAAGCAGUCCUGGCCUUGCCCAGGCAGCUGUAACAGGAAUAAGAACUAUGGGAGGAAAAGUGAAUGACUAUGGAAUUGUAACUACACCCAUGCUUCAUUACUUUGUGGCAUGUAUCAACAACAUUGGUAGUGCAUACAGUGAGCCAACAGAAGAUGGUUACUUCAAGAAAAUAAUCACAGCAUUCAAGAAACUUAGAGGAGAUAAGCCAGAAAAUGGUAAAUAUGUACCAAGUGUAAUGUUUGAUGGAGCAAAUGGUGUUGGAGCAAUGAAACUUGAAGCUGGUUUGUUGCACUUGCAUGAUUCUCUGCAGGUGCAGCUCUACAAUAAUGGUACUGGACAGUUGAAUUACAAGUGUGGUGCAGAUUAUAUAAAAGUGCAGCAGUGUGCACCAGUAGGAGUUCCACAGAAAAGUAAUGCUCGCUGUGUAUCUGUGGAUGGAGAUGCAGAUCGGAUUGUUUAUUAUUACAUUGACACACAUGACAAGUUUCAUCUGCUGGAUGGGGACAGAAUUGCAACCCUGAUUGCUGGAUAUCUCAUGGAAUUGAUUAAGAAAAGUGACCUGGGUCUUCAGCUAGGAUUAGUGCAGACAGCUUAUGCAAAUGGAAGUUCCACUAGCUACAUAUCCAAAACAUUGAAAGUUCCUGUGGCUUGUGUACCAACUGGUGUGAAACACUUGCAUCACAAAGCUAUGGAAUAUGACAUUGGAGUUUAUUUUGAAGCUAAUGGACAUGGAACUGUUACAUUCAGUGACUUCGCCACCAGAUGUAUCUGCAGUGCUGCUGAGGACUUAAGCUUACCUGCAGACCAGCUGCAUGCCACAGAAACAUUGGCAACCCUGAUGGAUGUCAUAAACCAGACAGUUGGUGAUGCGAUAUCAGACAUGCUGAUUGUGGAAACUGUUCUGCAUGCUAGAGGCUGGAGCAUAGAGGACUGGGAAGCUACAUACACUGACUUACCCAAUAGGCAGCUCAAAGUAGUGGUGAAGGAUCGAAGAGUGAUUGAAACAACAGAUGCAGAGAGGGUGUGUGUGACUCCAGCAGGACUCCAAGAUCAAAUCAACAUGCUUGUUAAAAAUUUCCCAAAUGGUAGAUCAUUUGUCAGACCUUCAGGAACAGAAGAUAUUGUUCGAGUUUAUGCAGAGGCAGACACACAGGCCAGUGCUGAUCGACUGGCACUUCAGGUCGCUUCUGUGGUACAUCAGUUGGCAGGGGGAAUAGGUAGUCCUCCUGUACCAGAGUGAUUGAUAAUGAAUAAAGCAAGUGGCUUGCAUGUGGUGAAAGGAUACAACUUAAAGGUAAUAAUUACAUAUUACAUAAAACAUUUUGAUUCCAUGCCUGGACAUUUUUGACUCGCAAUAACAAAAUAAUUUCAGUUUUCACGUGUAAUUAUUAAUGUAUGGAAUUUGUCACUUCAAGUUUAUGAUACUAAAGUUUCCUGUUUGUAUAAUUCAUAGUUUUCAAUUAACAAAAUACUGAAAACUACUAAAAGUCAAGAAAAUAAAACAAAAGUCUUGUAUCAUGAGUGUUAAA